Messenger RNA from Cotesia glomerata, 1565 nucleotides. RefSeq names its product ADP-ribosylation factor GTPase-activating protein 1-like (gene ArfGAP1). Gene Ontology annotation, biological process: regulation of ARF protein signal transduction; regulation of endocytosis. Gene Ontology annotation, cellular component: Golgi membrane. Bases 251 to 1480 code for a protein of 409 amino acids. The transcript is spliced from 7 exons. Lineage: Eukaryota; Metazoa; Arthropoda; Insecta; Hymenoptera; Braconidae. Gene Ontology annotation, molecular function: GTPase activator activity. The record is from RefSeq and is a predicted model, not a curated record.
UAAUGCAAAGAAUAUAAAAAAUAUAAAUAAUUGUACAUACUUACUACUUACCGGUAGAAGAUUCUGAUGUAUUUAGUAAUUUAGUUGCCUAGCCUGAAUUGUUGCUCUUGCCUUCACUUCCUCGCAUCUCGCAUCGGUAAAAAAAAACUGGUUAUGACACUUGGCAUUUAAUAUAAUAUAUUGCUCCGAUUGGUGUUUUUUUAAAAAUAGUUAUUAAAUAAAUAAAUUAGUUUUAAAUAGUUAAAAUAAAAUGGCGAGUCCAAGAACACGUCGAGCUUUGGGUGAACUGAAGCCUCACGAUGAAAAUAAUAAAUGUUUUGAGUGCGGAGCUCAUAAUCCUCAAUGGGUAUCUGUAACAUAUGGGAUAUGGAUCUGUUUGGAGUGUUCGGGCAAGCAUCGUGGCCUUGGUGUUCAUCUCUCAUUCGUAAGGUCUAUAUCAAUGGAUAAGUGGAAAGAUGUCGAGCUGGAAAAAAUGAAAGUCGGAGGUAAUAGAAAAGCUCGUGAAUUUUUUGAGUCCCAACCUGAUUGGGAUGAUUCUAUGCCAAUUAAUAAAAAGUACAAUACUAAAGCGUCUGCUCUGUAUCGUGACAAGAUUGCUACGUUAGCUAGAGGUGAAUCUUGGAGCAUUGAUAAGGCUGCUGCUAAAGAUUUUAUGCCAACGUACUCUGACAAUAAUAGCAACGAUAAUCAUUCAUACUCUUCAUCUGGUGGAAUGUCUUCACCUUCAUCCUACCAGCAAGAUGUAAAUAAUCCAAACUCGUAUCAGCAGAGUAAUUUUAAUACAGCUGCAUUUAAAACACAAACUGAAUCAUUUUUUGCGCGAGUACAAAAUGAAAACGCUACUAGACCAGAUAAUAUUCCACCGAACCAAGGUGGUAAGUACGGAGGAUUCGGAUAUCAGAUGGAUGCGCCUCCAAGAAGUACAUCCCAGGAAUUUUUUGACACUGCUGUUUCUUCAUUAGCGAGUGGAUGGUCAAUAUUUUCAUCAUCAGCAUCUAAAAUUGCUACUAAAGCUACCGAGAAUGCUAUUAAAAUCGGUGGUAUGGCAACACAAAAGGUAGGAGAUAUAGGACGUCGCGGAUGGGGAGAUCUUUCUGGUACAAAUUCAUCAUCAUCUUUAUCGCAAUCUCAAUCACAAUAUCAGUAUCAAUCAAAUGACCAGUAUCAAAACGUAUCAUCUGAUAGUUACCAAAACAGCUAUCAAAAUUCUUACUCCAAUGAAAAGUCUUCCCUAAUGUCUAAUUCUAGUAGCAAUGGCGGUGCAUCAUCAAACAAUUCAUCGGUGCAAGACUGGGAUUGGGGCAAUUCGCAACAAAACUCAGAGACUAUUACAGAAAGUAAAUCAACAUCUCGCAGAAGUAAGGAAAAAAAAGUAAAAGAUAAAGAAUCAUUGAUUGACUUUGAAAGUAAAAAUGAGGAUAGUUGGAAGAAAACUUCAUCCAAAGCUGAAGAAGAUGCCUGGGAAAUUUUGAAAGAUUAAUGAUGGUAAUUCAAUAAUUAUAUAAUUAAAUAUAAAUAUAGAUAAAUCGUUUAAAUAAUUACAGUAUGAAAUAAUUAAACAUAAA